Messenger RNA from Lineus longissimus, 3790 nucleotides. Its product is annotated as serine/threonine-protein kinase S6KL-like. NCBI's taxonomy places the organism in Eukaryota, Metazoa, Nemertea, Pilidiophora, Heteronemertea, Lineidae. The transcript has 14 exons. The record is from RefSeq and is a predicted model, not a curated record. Gene Ontology annotation, molecular function: protein serine/threonine kinase activity; ATP binding. Bases 166 to 1350 code for a protein of 394 amino acids. Gene Ontology annotation, biological process: protein phosphorylation.
AGCGUAGCGGAUCGAGGCUAUAUAAUGGGCUAUUUGUAAACACUGUCACAACUGCUACACGGCGCAAGGGGAGUUGUUGUUUACACUAAUUUACAGUCGAAGUUGUUGGAUUAUCAUUGUUUUCUGCUGUUAUUUCCCUAUUUAUUUACGUGAAGAUGCCCUACGAUGGGCAACACGAAAAGCAAGAAGUACAAGCUAAACAAUCCUAUUCGAAAAAUCGCCAAAAAGUUUGGUUACAUGAAAUCGCAGGAUAACCUGAAUCAACCUCCCUCGGAAGCAUUUGUUAGAAAGUGGAAUCGAACCUCUCGAAGGCGAUGGCAUCAUGACGGGGCUGUUGAUCGUUAUGCCGCAUCAAAGACUGCUUGGCCAGUGCCGCUGGUUGAAUCGUUGUUUCUACCAGAUUAUGAAAUCAAAGCAGAGCAGGAACUUGAUGACUUUGAGGUUCUUGAUGUUAUAGCCAGAGGAGCCUUUGGAAAUGUCCUAAAGGUUCGGCGAGAAGAUGACAAGAAGUUAUAUGCAGUUAAGGUGCUGACGAAGUCUCAAGUCAUUGUGGAGGGUGCAGUCAAACAGAGUAAAGAUGAAGCUACGAUACAGUGUGUUCUUGGCAAUCAUCCUUACAUUGUCCAGGCUCAUUGGUACUGGCAGAGCAGGAAGUUUUUGUACAUAGUAUCAGACUACAUCCCAAAUGGAGAAUUGUUCACGUUAUGGAAAUACCAUGGUGCAUUUUCAGAGAGACUAGUCAAGCUCUAUGUGGCUGAGAUGGCUUUGGUUUUAGAUUACCUCCACACUUCUGGUGUUGUAUAUAGAGAUAUAAAGAUGGAGAAUAUCUUGCUAGAUGAGGAAGGUCAUCUCCAAGUGAUCGAUUUUGGCCUUGCUAAGUGGUUGUCAAAGGGGAACAGGACAAGAACGAUAUGUGGUACGCUACAAUAUAUAGCUCCUGAGAUCCUGUCCUUACAGCCGUACGCCCACUCGUGUGAUUGGUGGUCAUUAGGGAUCCUCAUGUAUGCAUUGCUCACUGGAGAGUACCCAGUGGGUGGUGCGCGAAACCAUAAAGACAUGGCUGACCGCAUGAAACAGUGUGACUACGACAUACCAGAAUAUCUCCACUGGGACACAAGAGCUGUGCUAGAGAAACUGCUGAUGAAGGACCCUGCUUUUAGAAUUACGAAUGCUAACGCCCUGCAGAGAAUGGCCUACUUCCAGGAUGUGAACUUCAGGAGUGUACAGGAACGAUUGUAUUCACCUCGUCAGUUUUAUACCGAAGAAGAUUUGAAUAUGUUCCCUGGUGAUGAUUACAUGAGAGAACAUAUACAGAUGAGGGAUUCAGAGAUACUGCUGCUUAACUUUUGAUGGAUCUACGAUUCUUCUCAUGGUCACGAGAUACGAUCGAGUCGAUAUGAUGUGUUCAACUUGCGGGACAAGUCUUCAGGAUCUCAACCUUAGGUGCUAUCGUAGCUGUAACGCCAUGCUUUUCGACUUUGAUAACUUCGACUAUCAAAAACAAUAAUGGGAGUGAUCAGGUAGCUCCUCACUUGUUCCCGAUGCAUUCGAUGACUCGGGGCAAAAAUGGACUGUGUUGAAAUUUACGGAAUGUGUUGGGGAGGAGGUUUGACAGAUAUGUGAGGAACUUAAAAAUGUAUGGUACCUUCUCCAUUGGCGCCGAGUUUUGGUCAGGAAUGUGAAAUAAAUCCAUCUGAAAGCUUGUGGAUUAUCCGCAGAGUUCAAUAUAUUCUGCUAUAUGAAAAUGAGUAGAUCACUGUUCAUCGCAUUCAUCGCAUUCUGAAAUUGCCUGGAAAUGUGUUUCCUCUUGCCAAAAUUUGCUGCAUUUUCAUUCUUUUCUUCACGUUUGCUCCCUGGAUUGGUCUCUUUGAAUAUAUCAAGUAAUGUCAGUACAUGUAUUUAUAAACUCCAUGUUCCAUUUCUGCACAUUUUGGCAAGAGACAGGAUACAUUUCAAGGGUUUAAUACAGUGGAAUAGAUAUGUCAGUUCUUGUAUAAGUCUCAUUUCAUCAACCAGCUUUCGGACAUUUUACACUAACAUUAGUGCUUGCACUGCUUAUGCCACACGGCCCUGGGUAUUCGGAGGUAUAACAAACAUCUGAAUCUAUUUCCUUGAAAGCUUUUUGAACUGUCUUCCGGCAUCAUUGUAGGUUAAAUACUUCCGUAAUAAGAUUGGUUAAACUAUUGUACCAUCUGUGUUUAAGGCACCAAAUUCAUGUCUGUAUCAUCAACUACACAGCGAUUCCAUGUGUCGAUGUGAAAGUUGUGACUGAAAGUCUUCUCUAUACGUUCUUUCCUGUCUUUAUUAUUGUGUACAGUGAAACUUCCUAUAGCGAAUAUCUCUGUUAAUACCAGGACACCCUCUAUUAAGGACACUGAUUUUGGUCACAAAUGGGUCGUUCUAUACAAUCCCACCUCUGUAUUAAGGACAGUAUCAUCUGUCAGUCCCAAUUGUGUCCUUAAUAGAGAAGUGCUACUGUAAUAUUUUGGUAAAAAGUCUUCUCAUCUCUCAGGAACAUCAUAUUUUGUAUAGGCACAAGAGAAAAUACUGAUCAGUUUAGGAAUUUGUAUAUGUUUGAUCAUCUGUAAAUCAUACUGCUUAUCUGUAAACAAUUUGACAUAUCUGUAAAAAAUCUAAGAUGUUAGUUUGCAAAGUUAGCAUAAAGUAUGUAAUUUUCCUCUGUAUCAUGUUCGACUUCAUCUUCAUACGUGUACAUCGAAAAACUGAAGAAAAACUAAUUUAUGUCUGUAUUAUGGUUUUAAUCAACCUGUAUGUCCUUCUAUCUACAUAGAAUGACACAUUUUUUGAAUUGAAAAUAUUAGAGAUACUGGUAGCCAGCCUCUUUGCUAGUCUAGGCAUACAUUGUGUUAAAAGUUUGAUCUUUGUGGUUCCCAAAGGUCGAAAUGUUCUAGAAAGUAUUCUUUUAUGUUAGAUUUCAUAUGUGUGUAUGGAUUCCUGUGCUUAACUGCUUUUUGCUGUAGAUCUCGAUGUGAUUUUUCAUAUACAUGUUUUUGUGUCAAUGUCUGAUAAUGCUUGCUUUAUGUAUCUGCUGCACCAAGUCAGAGAAUCGUCAGUAUAGUUCUGGCCAGGUUACCGGUGAUCAGAAAUGAUAGUUUUCUCAAAUUUUUCAAGAACUUGAACAAAAUGUAGUAUCCCUUUUCUUGUUUGGCCUCUCGAGAGAGCUAGAAUCGAUUCUAGAUCCAAACUAUCAAAUUAGUGAGGCAGGCUAAUCAUUUAUAAAUUGCCAAUGAUGUUAUUCAUCUGUACACCAUAGCAUCCCUUUGGCAUGCAGCCAAAAUCUUCUGGCUAAUUAGCAAUGUUAAUUAGCGCAAUGUAAUGGGUCAUUCAUCUUGAAGUCUCCGCAAAAACUGGUAGGGAGAGUCUUCAUUUGCUUUGCCUCCAACAAAUAUUCACACCGCCAAGCUUUACUCAUGAUCACUAUUGUCAUUGUUCUCAUCGCUGAGUUAGCCUCAACACCUUCAACGCCGAACCUUCGAGGCCCUUAUCCCCCCUCCCUUUGAGCUGGUUAUCGGAGUCUCAUGGACUUCAUGAAAGAACUACGCCAUCGCCAUCUUCAGGGCAAGGUAGGAACUGAAAGAAGAGGGUCUUUCCAGUUCCUACCUUGCCCUGAAGAUGGCGAUGGCGUAGUUCAGGGCACGGGAGGAACUGAAAAGACCGUUUGGCCCACGUAGAUCUACGUGGUUUGGCGCUGAAGGUGUUAAUGGACUAUAAACAACAUUGUAAAUUUUAUUGUAAAUAUAUGACAUUGUAAAUAAAUAACUUUUAUUAA